AUGCGUCCAUCCCGUCCUCUAGUUCCCUACUCGUUCUUAACGGAAGACCUCCAAUACGAAAUCCUGGGGCAUUUGAACGCAGCAGAUUUGAAGGCCAUGACGGCGGCUGGAUGUCAUCUUGCCUCCAAGGAGCUUCUCCGACGAUUCACCUCCAUCUUGGUUCAGUUUUACUUGGACCCAGAUGGGUUUCGUGCAUGUAUGAAGACUUGUGGUGUCGUGGUAUCGGGCUCAACCGCUCUUGCCAUCCUGCUGCCCCGUUCCCGCGCCUUUCAUCCCAACGACAUCGACAUCUACGUCAAUUCCGAGGGUCUAUCCGGCCUCUUGCAUUACCUUCACACAAAUACCCCUUAUACUCAAGAAACUAUCCUUACUCGUGCACGCCGCUCGGACGACGACUACAGCAUUUUCGUACGAGGGACUGCCAUUUCGUCAUACAACAUCGCCGCUUUCUACGACCCUGCGUUACUAGAGAAUCCUGCGCUGUCAUGGCAUCUUUGCGAAUAUAACACGGAUGACCUGUUGGAAGAUGUUCCUUCCGUCGCAUGGAAGUUGGCCCACGACGGGUUGUGUUCCCGAACCCAGCUUGCGUGUCCAGGCUGGUUGGAAGAUGUGGAUGGGCGUCGCUCUGGCAUCGUGACCGGAUUUUAA
Coprinopsis cinerea okayama7#130 is the source of this 648-nucleotide messenger RNA. RefSeq lists its product as hypothetical. NCBI's taxonomy places the organism in Eukaryota, Fungi, Basidiomycota, Agaricomycetes, Agaricales, Psathyrellaceae. The record is from RefSeq and is a predicted model, not a curated record. The transcript is spliced from 5 exons. Bases 1 to 648 code for a protein of 215 amino acids.